Molecule: messenger RNA, 1485 nt
Organism: Saccostrea cuccullata (small rock oyster)
Lineage: Eukaryota; Metazoa; Mollusca; Bivalvia; Ostreida; Ostreidae
Exons: 1
Coding region: 1-1485 (494 amino acids)
Biological process (GO): protein monoubiquitination
Molecular function (GO): zinc ion binding; ubiquitin protein ligase activity; protein binding
Source: RefSeq, a predicted model, not a curated record
AUGGCUGAAAUUACCUUAAAAGAAUAUCCACUGGGCUCUCCGCUAGUGCAUAUUGAAAUGUGUGAAUCCCAUGAAUUACCUAUUGAUAUUAUAUGUGAGGACUGUGAUGAAUUCAUUUGUGCCAGGUGUGCUAAAACAAAUCAUAGAGAUCAUGAUUGGAACACUCUACGCACGGCAGCCACCGAAAGGAGGAGAGGUCUGCAGAAAUUUCUGAAGAAGAUCAAGGAAGAGGAAAUGCCUGGGAUUGAUGAAAAGAUAGCGAAUGUUUCAAAAAAGAUUAUAGAAAACAAAGAAGAGUGUGGCUCUGAGAUUAAAAAGCUACAGAAGCAUUAUGAUGAAAUAAUGACCAGACUGGCAAAAAUCAAAAAUCGCCAUGAAAAAGUGUUGAAAGACAAUUUGGUUAAAAAGAAUGACCGACUGAACCAUGUGAAAUCUGAGCUAAACGAAAAGAAGAGAAAAAUUGUUAAAACCUUGGAAUUCAUGGAGGGGAACAACAGUGCCAUGUCAGAUUACAGCUUGAUUGACAACCACAGAGAACUGACAAAACUGCUUUCUGAAUUAGAGGUUCAAGUGACAAAAUAUGAACACUCAGUGAGAUUUACUACAGGUGAAAUAAAUGAUGACUUUCUUGAAUCUUUGGUUGGAAGAACUUUAGAUUUAGAUGAUGUUUAUUUGGAGGAAACAAGCUCAUUCAAAUAUGGAGACAGACGAAUAAUUUUUUUGAGAGCAUUUUGUGAAGAGCAAUGUUAUUUAAGAAAAUUUGAGUCAGCUAACACUGAACAAGUGAACAAAGAAGGCGAGAAAAAACAUACUUUUAAUAUAAAACCUUUUGACAGUUUUAUUAGUGAUACUAAUGAUGUUUAUUGUACCACUUUUAUCAGCAAAUCGAUCACCUGUCUGUCACCAUCAGGAUCUGUCUCUACAAUCAUAAGUACAGAUCCAUUAGAACCAGGAGGAAUCUGUCAGUCAAUGGCUGGGGGACUACUGGUCACCUUGAUAAACAAGGACUCACAUCCUUACAAAUUAAACGCACACAGCAGACGUCUGGUGAGACACAUCACAUUGACAGGUGAUAUCAUCCACGAGUAUGAGUACCAGGAGGACGGUCACACCAAACUCUUUACAUUACCAGUCAGAGUCACACAGAACAGUAACAGUGAUAUUUGUGUUGUGAACCGUUUAAGUCGAACUACAGGUGAUCUAUUGAUUAUAUCUCCCACUGGUCAUAUUAAGUCUGCCUACUGUGGACAGAACCUUUCUGAGGACUUUUUGCCAACUGAUGUGGUGUGUGACCCCCACUGUAACAUCCUAGUUACAGACCAAAAUAACAGGCAAAUCCAUCUGCUGAGUCCUGACGGAAAGUUUUUAAAGUUCUUACUGACAGAAAAUGAAGUUAACCUUCCAUUCUCAAUUUCUCUAUACAAGUCUUCACUUUGGGUGGGAUACUAUGAAGGACUUGUCAAAGUAUUUCAAUACAAAUCGUAA